Molecule: messenger RNA, 1050 nt
Organism: Penicillium riverlandense
Lineage: Eukaryota; Fungi; Ascomycota; Eurotiomycetes; Eurotiales; Aspergillaceae
Exons: 1
Coding region: 1-1050 (349 amino acids)
Molecular function (GO): protein binding
Source: RefSeq, a predicted model, not a curated record
AUGGACCCGAAAAGGCCCGUGGAUUUUGGCUUCGCGAUUCAACACGCCUUCGCAGAGUCGGAUUCGAAGCCAGAGCGGUCGCUCUCGUUCAAGUUCCCUCCGGAUCUCCAAGAAUCAACGAGACAGGAUUUGCUCUCAUCUCUUCCGUCAGAACUCAGACUUCGCAUCCUAGAAAUGCUUCCGACUGCCUCGAUUCUGAACCUCUUUCUAGCAAGCUCGGCGUUCAGGCAGCUUAGGGAGAACCUAUCUCAAACAUUUUGGAAAUCUCGGUUGUACUUUGAUGUACCUUGGUGCGCAGACAUGGUGCUCAAGCAGGUGAACAGUCAAAAAAAUAAAGGUGGCUAUGUACGUUUCCACCGGCUCCUACGUGAUGUUAUAGACACAUCACGAUUUGGUGCGUACGGGCCAAUAGGAAGGGGUGGCAAGCGGACUAUUACUAAGGACUCCCUGGCCUUGAGAAACAGGCGGCACGUGUGGCUUAACUGUGAGCGGAUCCUGGAGGAUAUCGAGGCUCGACAAGCAAUCGCUCGAGAGCAAGCUGGUCCUAUUUGGACAGGCUCGCGAGGUCUGAUAUCUCGCAAAGUAGCAUCUGUCUCCCAUCCAUCUACGCACAGGCCGGAGAUUACCUCAGAUGUAUACUUUGCUUCGUAUCAAGACAGAACAAGCCAACUUAAAGGGAUAACUGCUCACAUGACGCAUCAAGGUCACAUUAUUGGGAUCGAACUUCACCUAUCACAUGAACACUCCAGCCAGCCUCACUCCAAUCGCCUGUUAGGAAAUCGCGGUGAGUUGACGGAUAAGGUAACCAUUGUCUCAAGUGCCUCUGUCGUCGCAGUGAUGAUCUCUUUUGGUUCAAUCCAGCAGAAUCAAGACCAAUCUGCAAUGGUCGCCCUAAGUCUUGUGGUGGAAGAUCGCCCCUCGGAGCCCACCUAUACUGUCGGCUCAUGGAAUGAUGGGGACGUGGUACAGAUACUUUUCGCUGACACUGGCAUGGAAGUGAUAGGUCUCACGGGAGAAUUCAAUGUUUGUGCACACCGGCUUUCCUAUUAA